GCUCCCACAUCAUCUCUUGAUUUACAUAUCAAAAAUGUUCAAAAACUAUGGACACAAUUAUGGUGAAUGUGACCCACUUUCCAAUUGUGCAUAAAUGAUUUUUUUUGCACACAUCUCUGCUUCAAAGCUCAGUGCCAAUGCACAAGAAUGCAAGGCUCAAGAGAACCCAAGAAGCAGAAGCUUCAACUGAGGGGAUGCAGAGCCUUGUGCUGCAACUGCAGGCUCAGUGUCUCUUCCUCUGAGGAAGCCGAAAGCUCGAAUAACUCUGAGAGGUUUCUGCCGAUCUCAAGCCUCGCGCACGCCAUGGUUCAAGAGAGAUUGGACCAGAUGAUCAGGGAAAGGCAGGAGGCUGCGUGUGAAGAGAGGAGGAGGAGAAGAGGGGGGGGUCAAGGUUCCAAGUUUGUGGUUAUGGUGGCGAUGGAGAAGGCAUCUUAUGAUCCCAGAGAAGAUUUCAGAGAGUCCAUUGAAGAGAUGAUAAUGGCAAACCAGCUGUACGAGCCGAAUGACCUAAGACGCCUCUUGAAUUGUUAUGUUUCCAUGAAUUCUGAUGAAUAUCGCAGUGUCAUACUCGAGGUAUUCCAUGAGGUCUGCAGCAACUUAUUCUUGCAUAGGAAAUGACAAAAUUGAUGAAAGUUUCACAGUUUUUAGCUGAUUAGUUAUGUUCAAUUAGCAUCAAUAAGACGAAUCCAGGGGGAUUUUAGCCAUUCCUAAUCAUAAAAUCGCAAUAAAAAUUUACGACACCAAUCACAAUUUCUUCUGUGGA
Molecule: messenger RNA, 763 nt
Organism: Diospyros lotus (date-plum)
Lineage: Eukaryota; Viridiplantae; Streptophyta; Magnoliopsida; Ericales; Ebenaceae
Product: probable transcription repressor OFP9
Exons: 1
Coding region: 148-618 (156 amino acids)
Biological process (GO): negative regulation of DNA-templated transcription
Source: RefSeq, a predicted model, not a curated record